Messenger RNA from Gigantopelta aegis, 3887 nucleotides. RefSeq names its product gastrin/cholecystokinin type B receptor-like. The coding region runs from base 443 to 1861 and encodes 472 amino acids. The transcript is spliced from 4 exons. Gene Ontology annotation, molecular function: G protein-coupled receptor activity; peptide binding. The record is from RefSeq and is a predicted model, not a curated record. Gene Ontology annotation, biological process: G protein-coupled receptor signaling pathway. Gene Ontology annotation, cellular component: membrane. NCBI's taxonomy places the organism in Eukaryota, Metazoa, Mollusca, Gastropoda, Neomphalida, Peltospiridae.
UCAAUUUGAGAACGCCCUAUCUUGCGUGAUGUUAUGCUAAAUUUGAGAUCGCCCAGUUUUCGCGGGAUGUUAAACUGAAAUUGUAACUAAGUCUAUAUGACAAAUAUUUCUCUCUCUCUCUUUGAAAAGUUUGUCUGUGGUACAUGAUGAACACCAGCUGUAUGCACAUGAUCACAUAACGGAAGUUAUAGCCCGCUAAUUAGUUGUUUGUGGGUGUAAACAGACGCGUAUUGGAAAUCAGUUUGUUAAAGAGCACAGAUGGCGCUUUUUAAAAGUUUCAAAAUGGAACAUAAACAACGUACAGAAAUUGAGCGGACUUCCUGUUUAUGUGUCUGUUAUAGGUAUUGCAGCCCACACUCCUUCAUCAUUCGCUGAAAAAACAAAAAAAAACAACAACAAAAGAUGUAAAGUAGUAGAACAUAACUAAAGGAGGCUAAGGGAAAUGUACAUACUUACAGAUAUGGCGAAUUUUAGUCACGGUUUCUACUUGUGGUCGAAUGACUCGAUGAAUUACAAGGUUCCUGUGGAUGACGACUGGCUUCGUGUGAUCAGUAACUUCAGAGACAGUCUGUUCACGGUGCGGAACCCGUCGACAAUUGUUCUCCUGUGUUUCUACGUCCCAGUGUUCCUCACAUCCCUGGCAGGAAAUAUUCUCGUUCUUCUCGUGAUAGCGCCCAACAAACAACUGCAAAGUGUCACCAACAAUUUCUUGCUAAAUCUGGCCAUUGCGGAUCUUCUGGUAACUGUUAUAUGCAUCCCUAUGACAUGCGCACAACGAGUCUAUCAGCUAUGGAUAUACGGAGAUGUGCUCUGCAAAAUGACACAAUAUCUACAAGGUAUUGCUGUGGGGGCGAGCACGUUUACCAUAACAGCCAUGAGUCUCGAUAGAUGUUUAGCCAUUCGACACCCGGUGGCGUUCCGUCGUCUGAGGACGACGACGUUCGCCCGGAUCCUGAUCGUGAUCGUGUGGGUGAUGUCUCUACUCAUCAUGAUCCCCCUGAUUAUCGUCAGGAAGACUGUCAACGAGGUGUUCCCCGGGGAGAUCCUGCAGUUCUGUAUCGAGGCGUGGCCGUCGUGGAAGAGUCGUCGCAUCUACGACAUCACAAUCCUACUGAUCGUCUACAUUCUGCCAGGCAUCAUCAUCAUGACGUCGUACAUCCUGAUGGGCAAGCGCCUGUGGGUGCCGGACAAACAGCUGAACAGGACGUGCAACAGUUACCAUUUCAGGACUCGACAGGGAAUUAUGAAGCACCAUCACGUGACUUCCAGUCGGCGGCGAUUGGCCAAGCUGUGCAUUGCAGUGGCCUUGACGUUCGCAGUUUGCUGGUUGCCCUAUUAUAUCGUGACGACCUAUUUGGAUUUUUAUCCUGAUCUGGACGCAACUCACGAAGUUCAUUUCACUUUGUUGUUGGGACACCUGCAUAGCGCGACCAAUCCAAUUCUCUACUGUUUCCUUCACAAAACAUUUCGAUGUUAUCUGAAAAAGUUCGUCGCAUCGGGUUUUAAAUUCAGAUGCACAUCUGCUAAGCUUUCACGGGGUGCUCUGCCUUCUAACAGUUUUCGAGGUUCCUCAGCGAAGAGUGACUUCAGGGCGUCGUUGAACUACAGGCUGCACCACACACGGACUGCGAUCAACAAGAACCUGAAUGUGGGCCAGGUGGAGGGCUGUCACUCGUGGAGGAGGCCCUCCUUCGUGUCGGGUUCAGAGUCACAUUCCAGCGCCAGGAACACGGAGGAGCCACGACAGCGAGACCUCCUCGAGGUUCCCAUCGUCAGACACCUGAGAAAAGGAUCGUACUGUGUGUAUAUACAGAACCACAGACCACCUACAGAACCUGUGGAAGACUCUAUCAGCAGCUAGGGUUGACAUUUGUGGAAGGAAUCAUAUUGCGACUCCACCCCCAGAACCUGUGGAAGACUCUAUCAGUAGCUAGUGUUGACAUGUGUGGAAGGAAUCAUAUUGCGACUCCACCCCCAGAACCUGUGGAAGACUCUAUCGGCAGCUAGGGUUGACACGUGUGGAAGGAAUCAUAUUGCGACUCCACUCCCAGAACCUGUGGAAGACUCUAUCGGCAGCUAGGGUUGACACGUGUGGAAGGAAUCAUAUUGCGACUCCACUCCCAGAACCUGUGGAAGACUCUAUCAGUAGCUAGGGUUGACAUGUGUGGAAGGAAUCAUACUGCGACUCCACCCCCAGAACCUGUGGAAGACUCUAUCGGUAGCUAGGGUUGACACGUGUGGAAGGAAUCAUAUUGCGAGUAUGUACAGCACCAGAUACCACCUCCAGAAAAUGGUGAGGACUUUAUAAGUAGUAGUUAGGGUUGAUAAAUGUGGAAGGAAUCAUAUUGCAGGUUAUGUACAGAAUCAGAGUCCAGAUCCAGAACUGUUGAAGAUUCUAUAAAUGGGUAGGGUUGACAUGUGUGGAAUGAAUCAUAAUGUGUGUAUAUACAAACCCACUGGCAAAUUCUAACAUCUUGUUGAAGAUACCAUUAGCAGCUAGGGUCAGUAGGUGAACAAAGAAUCAUAUUUUCACUAUAUUCAAAACCACCAGCCUCCUCCAGAACCUGAGGAUCUUUUGAAGAUUUUAUUAGAAGCUAAUGUCAACCGCUGGAGGAAAACAUGCAGUGUGUGUAUACAGAACACCGGGUACAAUAUCUAAACCUUUUGAAGAUGCCAUUAGCAAUUAUGGUCGACAGUUCGAUACAGAAUAGUACUGCGUGUAAAUACAGAACCAUCGACAAAUUCUAAAAUCUGAUUAAGAUUCUAUAAGCAGCUAGGGCCCCGGUCGACAGCUGAGGGAAUAAUUGUACUGAGUGUAUCUACAUAACCACCAGAAAAUUCCAAAACAUGUUGGUGAUUCCAUUUACAACUAGGGUUGACAGCUGAGGGAAACAAAAUCGUAUUUCAUGUAUAACAUUGUUCCGUAUAUAAAUAACAAAAGGUCAAGUACAGAAUGUGAACAAGGGGUCGACAAAUGUAGAAAUGAGUAUAUUAUCUGUACAAUCAAAUUUAUUUUCAGCAGUCACCAACGGAAGCAUUAAGUGGCUCCUUAAUACAGGUUAGUUUGUACUAUAUUCAGUGUUUUGGCAGAAUAAAAAAGGAUGACCACUUAAGACAUAUGGCUCUUAAUACUACAGAGUUUGUGUCUAUAUUAGAUGAUCUGGGACAGUAACUCGAUCUUCAGACUGAAGAUCCGAUAAUGGAGGUGGCCGCUUGAGCAGGUUUGACUGCAUUAUACAGAGGUACUGUCAGCAGCUAACUUCCUAAAUCCUGACGUUGAGAAAUCACCGUCCAACCAGGGAAUCUGUAGCAGAUUCUAAUAAAAUCAAGAGUCUCAACAUUCGAUAUUUCAGGAAUAAUUCAAAAGAAAAUGUACAAGCCUUGAAAAACAGUAAUAUAUUCAAAGAGGUAAAAUGAUGAAUUAUUCAACAACGACUGUCCAAUAAAUCCGAUAUUUUAUUGCCAUGUUCAGUGUAAAUAUGGUGAGACAUAUCUAACAAUGAACGUGUUUGAAUGAUACAUGCGAAUUUCUAUUUAAGUGAUAGCAGAUGAUAUGAUGUCUAGGUAGAAUAAAGGUGUUCAAGAACUGGUUAUGAAUGGAACGUGUUUUGUGAGUAAUAUCCGCAAGAAAAUAUUUUAAUGGAAAUUAACGGUCUACUUCAGGCUUGUCCUAUUUUUAAGUGUAAAUAUUAGUUUUAAUUUUACUUGGAUGUUCCUUUUGUCAUUUUAUUGAAGUUAUCAAAUGAACUGCAAGGAUCAGUUGUUUGGUGCUAUUGUUGGACUUGUACUAGGAGUUAAAACUGUAACGCGUUUUGUCAACUUUCUGUUUAUUGCUUCUUGAAUUCUUGAAAAACAUCGUGAUAUUAUUUGUAUAUAUUGUGAGUAUU